Messenger RNA from Phalaenopsis equestris, 1954 nucleotides. RefSeq names its product alpha-L-fucosidase 1-like. Gene Ontology annotation, cellular component: lysosome. Gene Ontology annotation, biological process: fucose metabolic process; glycoside catabolic process. Gene Ontology annotation, molecular function: alpha-L-fucosidase activity. The transcript is spliced from 2 exons. The coding region runs from base 196 to 1653 and encodes 485 amino acids. Lineage: Eukaryota; Viridiplantae; Streptophyta; Magnoliopsida; Asparagales; Orchidaceae. The record is from RefSeq and is a predicted model, not a curated record.
UAUAGAAACCGGGCUCUACAUUGAACAAUAUCUUUUCCUUCUUUCUUUAAGAGCUCUAGUAGCAUUAUUUGUUAUAAAAUAUCUCUUAUGCCUAACAAUUCCACUUCCUUCCGUCCCCUCCCUCGCCACAAGCAAACAUCCUUCGCAAACUCAUCUUAAAGGUCGAAAACAGAGAAGGCAAAAAGCAGAGCAAGCAUGAGAAAACUCAUGCUUCUCUUCCUCGCAAUCCUUCUCUAUCAAUCCAAACCCUCCAUAUCCAAACCUUCACCGCCACCCCUUCCCGUCCUCCCCGUUCCGUCUUCCUCGCAGCUCAAAUGGCAGCGGCGCGAGAUCAUAAUGUUCUACCACUUCGGCAUCAACACCUUCACGGAUUCCGAGUGGGGCACCGGCCACGAAAGACCCUCCAUCUUCAACCCCACAGCCCUCAACACCACCCAAUGGAUCUCCGCUGCUGCCUCCCUCGGAGUCUCCCUCGUCAUCCUCACCGCCAAACAUCACGACGGAUUCUGCCUUUGGCCCUCGCGGUACACCCACCACUCCGUCGCCUUCAGCCCGUUGCAGGGCGGCAAGGGAGACGUCGUCCGUGACUUUGUAGCGGUGGCUCGUGCUCGCGGCAUCGACGUCGGGCUCUAUCUAUCGCCAUGGGAUCGCCAUGAGAAGAGCUACGGCCUAAACGUGCCCUACAAUGAGUACUACUUGGGUCAGCUCUACGAGCUGCUUGGCAAUUACGGAAGCAUAUCGGAGAUAUGGUUCGAUGGGGCCAAAGGGGCGAACGCGACCAACAUGACUUAUUACUUUAAAGAUUGGUUCGGGAUGACGAAGCAGAUGCAGGGGUCGAUUAAUAUCUUCUCUGACGCCGGGCCGGAUUUGAGAUGGGUCGGCGAUGAGAAAGGGGCGGCAGGGGAAACCUGUUGGUCGCCGAUCAAUCGCACCAGACUUCGAAUCGGAGACGCAAGCCUUGAGAGCUACCUCAACACCGGCGAUCCGAAAGGAACCGAUUGGAUCCCCCCAGAAUGCGACGUUUCAUUAAGGCCAGGAUGGUUCUGGCACGCCGCCGAGAAACCAAAACCGCUCAACCAACUCAUCGACAUAUAUUUCAAGUCCGUCGGCCGCAACUGCGUGCUUCUGCUCAACGUGCCGCCCAACACCACCGGCCUUGUAUCCAACUCCGACAUAAACAGGCUUCACCAGUUUCGCUCCGCAAUUGAUCAAAUCUUCAAUAUCGACUUGGCCCGAAACAGGACCGUGAAGGCCAGCAGCGAAUGGGGAGGCGAGCACGGCGGCUUCACGGCCGGUAAUGUGGUGGACGGGGACGAGGAGACGUAUUGGACGCCGGAAGAGGAGGAGAAAGAGGGAGGGUAUUGGAUCGAGCUACGAGGGCUGAACAGGACGGAUAAGUUUAACGUGGUGAGGAUACAGGAGAUGAUAACAAUGGGGCAGAGGAUUAGGAGGCAUGAGAUUUAUGUUGAUGGGAAGGUGGUGGUGGGGAAUGGAACGACGGUGGGGUACAAGAGGCUGCACAGACUCGAGCGGCCGGUGGGGGCUAAGAAGGUGAGGAUUUGGAUACCGGAGUCUCGCGGGCCGCCGUUGAUUUCCGCGGUUGGUUUGCAUUUUGAUCCAUUUAAGCCGUGGAUUUCAACAAACGCAAUGUAGAUGGCAUUAUGUGAUGUCAGUUGGAGAAGCUCAUGGUUGCUUUGGAGCUAAAUGGGGAUCGGUUUUGUGUGAAGGGAAUAGAUGAGAGAUUGAAGAGUUGGGGCAAAGCCGGAAAAGAGGCUGCCAUGGAGGACUUGCUUGGGAAGAAGAAGAUAGCCAUUGUUGAUCAUGUGUAUUGCUUGAUUGUAGGGAUGAGUUUACAGAGAAUUGUUAUGAGGGAUUUCUUAUUUGUGGUGUUUUGAAUAAAAAUUUCGGAUUUAUAAGCAGUGAUGCUCCACUAAAAUUGAGUGGGGGAAAAUAA